AUGAAUGGCACAUUGCAGCCCGUGGAUGACGUGAAGGAGGCCAUCCUGCACGACAUCGGCGAUGUCGGGUUUCAAGUGUUCGAUCAGAACGACACCACGAAAGUCAGCGAAGAAUUCUGGUUUGAGAGAGUUAAGCUGGUUGUCAACAAGCGCCACAUUGUAACUGCAAUUUCAACAUUCUUCGGUGGAUGUUUCUCAGUUGCCAACUAUGAUAUUGAAAAUUACAAGAUUGCUAUGGGUCUCUUAGCAUCCAAUUUUCCAAACUUGAAACCUGAUGAGUCCCUAGGGGCUCCUUACAGUCAUUCUGUGCCUUAG
This is a messenger RNA of Helobdella robusta, 315 nucleotides long. RefSeq lists its product as hypothetical. The record is from RefSeq and is a predicted model, not a curated record. NCBI's taxonomy places the organism in Eukaryota, Metazoa, Annelida, Clitellata, Rhynchobdellida, Glossiphoniidae. Bases 1 to 315 code for a protein of 104 amino acids. The transcript is spliced from 4 exons.